ACUGCUGGCCGGUGAGAGAAAGUUGAAUGAUUGCAGCCACCUCGUUUGCCAGCAAUGAGCGCCUGAAGAACGACCACAAACUGAGUCUUCAUUGUGACCACAUUCUUCCACUUCAAAGCCCCAGCCCCACUCCUAGAGGUUUUAGUGGACAUUGGUUGACGAGGCGGCAAAGGGAGGGGUGUACGGGGAGAACAGGUCUGAACACUUUAAAGACUCCUGUGACACCGCCACAUGGCGACACACUCCUUUGGGCGACCAUGUGCCGUCACCAUGGUACCACAAAGGGGAUUAACCCCCCACAUGUGCAGAGUAACCCUGUGGGGGUGUGCCUCUCUGGUGAUAGAGCGUGGGAAGGAGAAAGAGACUGUCGAGGGCUGUAUGGAUUAUUGUAUGAAACGGCACGCACUGCUCAAUUUUUUUUUUUUUUAGGUAAAGCAGCAGGCUGGCAUGAAUGAAGCAAUGUAGCGGGGUGGGGCGAAGGACAGGACAACUUGUAUUAAAUCAAUGGUGUAGUCACAUCAGAAUCAGGUUUAUUGGCCAGGUAUGUAACAAAACACAAGGAAUUUGUGACUCUGGUAGUUGGUGGUCCCCUAGUACGACAUGCAUGUUGAGUACGAAGAACAGCACGAACAGACUAACAAGAACGAAGGACAAUGGACCUUUUCGACCUGUCAAUCACUCGUACAAUAAUACCCAAUCAGAUAGCCACAUUGUCUUAACCCCUGGCUUGACCCACCCCUCUUGUCGUCAUGUCCCACAAGCAAUGCUGGUUAUCAGUCAUGUGCGCUUGGAAAAGUUAGUUACAAACAAAAUGGUCCUCAGAUGUGCCUGGGGAACGUGCUACUUUGAUGAAAGAUAUCCUGCUAGAUUACAAGGGGCCCAGUUGAUUCAUUUUCCAAGGCCUAAAACACAGUUGAGGAAGUGUCUUCAAUGGAUUAAGGCUCACGGAAGAUCGCACGUACAAUUAAAUGUGGACAUUAUCAACAAACAUAAGGCUAUAUGUUCGAAGAAAAUUGCUGAGUCAAGAUGACAGCCAUUGAGACCAAAGAGGAAAUUAGUGACACUGACAGCGGGAUCAUCUUGCACUCUGGUCCAGAAAGCCCUACGUUGCCUAUGAAGGACCCAAGCACGCACACUAGAGUCCUCAAACUCAAGCACCAGUCUCUGGAAGGACAUCUGGAGCUCUGCUUGCUGGAGCUCAGGAAACUGUGCAUUCGAGAGGCUGAACUGACAGGUAAAUUAUCCUCAGAUUAUCCACUCAUGCCAGAUGAGAACCUGCCACAGGUCAGAAGAAGGAUCGGUGCUUCCUUCAAGUUGGAUGAAGGUCUAAUCUAUCUGGAUAACAAGGACUCUGAGUUGCACGGCCUUGAGACCGAGCUGGCUCUCCAGCGGCAGAUCUACAAGGCUGCGCGCAAACUCUCGCUGGAGGAGAAGCUCAGCAAGCCUCAGAAGAAGAAACGCGUCCAGCAGUGCGAACGAGAGGAGAAGAAGGUGCGUGAGCUGCAGGAGGCUAUCUUCCAGUGUAGGAUCCGGAAGGAGUGCAGCUCUCCUUGCAGCAGCAACCGGAUAACUAAAAGCAAAGAUGAAGAUUUGAACAUGUCUGAUGAUAGCUCACUGUCUGAUGUGGUGCGCCUGGAUGAAGAUGUGGACUCCAUUGACCUUGUCUCUGCUCCAAUGCCCGACGUCCAGACGUUCAUUGUAAACUAUGAACGGUCUCCAAUCCAGAAUUCUCCCUGGAAGGAGUCCAGUCUGGACCAACCUUAUCAGAAGGCUGCAAAACCUCAACCUGUUGCCAGCAGCAGCUCCAGUACUACAGGAAGAAUGAAAGCCUCAGCAGACACCAAUAGAAUUCCUCUCUCUCAGUUCAUAAAGACCGCGGCGCCACGGUACAAUCAUUCUGCCAGCACUCCAUCCACCCCGGUGCUGCAUGUGCGUCGACAGUCCUCCCAGUCCUUCAGAUUUCCCAAGAGUAGGCCACGUGCUGACAAAGAGUCCCUCAGCUCAGAGUCCUUCAGAGUGCAUCACUGUGCCACCGACAUCAUGGUGCUCUCCUCAGAAUCCUCAUCCCUGCACCCGGACCAGUCCAGCUCAGAGGACAGCAGUUCCGAGCACUCUGCUUCCUCUUACACAGCACUCCAGGACACACCUACAGAGAUCCCCAAGCUUUGCCCUCCACCGUACGGCAUUCACUUGGCAGCGCCCAAGAAGGAACUGCCGGGUUUUUCGCCCAUCAACUCACCUCCCCACACCCCACAGCACAAGCACAUGGUGGCCCGGUGUAGCCGUCAGCAAAGACCGUGGCAGGAUGGCCCAGCAUCUGCCAGGAGGACACCGAAGCUCCUGCCGCCUUACACGAGGGUUUUGCGUACACCCUCACUGAAAGAGUACACUAACCACGCUGUCCGCAUUAUACCAAGGGAGGUUGUGUCGGAGGAGCUGAAGACCUGGCAUCAGCGCAAUCAGAGUGUCCCGAGCUGUGUGGAGUUGCAGAGGCCCCUGGGAGUCAAGAGAACCACUUUACUGCACAUGCCUCCAUUUAAUCAGGGUUCGGGUAAUUUUGUUCUCCAGAGAGAUGCAGACGGGACACCAGUCCAAUGGUUUGUUGAAGAGGACCAUGAAAUUGUGAGCCAAGUGUAGCUCACAGUUCGAAUAUUUUGUUUUAGUUUUUGCUGCCCUUUUCUGUCAUAUGUAUUUAAGACUGUAUUUAUUGAAAUAUUUUGAUUAUUGAGAUUAUCUUCAUAAAAUGUGCACCCACAGAUGA
This is a messenger RNA of Syngnathoides biaculeatus (alligator pipefish), 2761 nucleotides long. It is a transcript of the gene inavaa, whose product is annotated as innate immunity activator a. The coding region runs from base 1027 to 2637 and encodes 536 amino acids. Gene Ontology annotation, biological process: positive regulation of protein ubiquitination; adherens junction maintenance. The record is from RefSeq and is a predicted model, not a curated record. The transcript is spliced from 12 exons. Lineage: Eukaryota; Metazoa; Chordata; Actinopteri; Syngnathiformes; Syngnathidae.